Molecule: messenger RNA, 2169 nt
Organism: Emericellopsis cladophorae
Lineage: Eukaryota; Fungi; Ascomycota; Sordariomycetes; Hypocreales; Bionectriaceae
Exons: 2
Coding region: 1-2169 (722 amino acids)
Molecular function (GO): protein binding
Source: RefSeq, a predicted model, not a curated record
AUGGAUGAGGAGGAUCGCUACUCCGCGAGCUCGGCGGAUUCGGACCGCGACAACGACAACGAUAACGAGCCUGAGCAAGACAAUGAUGCGGACGAAGUGAUGGAGGAUGCCGAUGACGGCAAUGACGAUGUCGACGAUGACAACAACGACGAUGAUGACGACGACGACGCUGAUGGAGAUGGCGAGGGCGAUGGUGACGGCGAGGGCGAUGGAGACGAGGACAACAAUGACGACAACAUUGAGGGCGAUAACAAUGAAACCGGGGAUCCGAACACUGGAGACAAGGCGUCGAUCAGUGGUACAGCAAACGAGCCGUCACGGCAGGGUUCAGAGGCGAACGGUGACACGGGUGGGCGACAGGCCGAUCAAGAGGGUGCCAACGCAACCGCGACGACGCCUAAACCGCCGGGUCCGAAACGAAAGACUAUCGCACCGGAGGUCCUGACGGCGAGGACGUAUGAUGUUAUCCCUACAAUGGCCGCUCCACAAGCAACGAGCAUCAACGCCAUGGCCAUCACCCCCGACUUGCGAUAUUGGUUCACAGGGGGAUCAGAUGGGUAUAUCAGGAAAUACGACGGCCCCGGGACGAUCAAUGGCAAAUUACCAUUGACGGUCGCCCAGCGCCAUCCCUUUGUUGACAGCGUGACCAAGGCAGGCAUCCUCAUGUCGUACUGGGAGAAUGAAGAAAUAAAGAGCAACGACACAGAUCAAAUGCUUUCGCCGGUGUACUCGCUAGCUGUCCAGUCCCAGGCCCUGUGGCUAUUGUCUGGCACCGAGCUGGGAGGCAUUAAUCUGCAAUCUGUACGGCACGACGAAGGGAAGAAGAUCCACUGCCUCAGACAGCACUCGUCCGCUGUCAGCGUCUUGACACUCGCGCCGGACGAGACGAGUGUCCUCAGUGGAAGCUGGGACAAGACGAUCCUGGACUGGGACUUGAACACGGGGGAUGUUAUCCGAAAGUUUGACGGCAUGGGUGGACAGAUCUCGGCAGUAGAGCUACGGCCUGAGGGAGGAGACAUGAUACCUGUGGUGGAGGAUGAGCUACCUGCGCCGACGGGCACAAUUUCCACCAACAAUGGUGCCCCGCCUGUCAAUGGCAGCUUCGGCGACAAUCUGAUUGAUGGGCCUAGUGCGCCAAGGCAGGACUCGCUGUUCGGCAACGAGGGUCAGAACAGUCCAGCACACGAGAGCUUGUUUGGAGGCGGUAGUGACGACGCGGGCAGUCUCUUUGGAGAAACUAGUGGCGACCAGCCGUUUGGCAACGACGAGGACGACUACAGCAAUGAAAUGGGGAUGAACAUGAUGAACGCCGGCCAAGGCAACGACGACGGCAUGGAUCACUCGGCAGACAUGGCCAUGGCCGGCAUGGGAGGCCCCAAGGAUGAAGGGCCAGAUGGCCAGCAAAAAGAUGCUGACGGAAUGGACGUGGACACAAAGCCUCCGCCGCCAAACGAGUCGACGGAGUCUCAAACCGCAGAAGCGAACCAAAACGCACAGCAGAGUGACAUGUCGCAGGAGCAGCUCAAGCUUGCGAGUGAGCUGAAGCAAGAGGAGGGCAGUGGGCAGGUCGCCGACGCGUCAACGUCCCCUAAAUACGUGCAUCAGGACCACCCCUCCACAGGCGAUGAUCCAUCACUCAUGUCACGCGACAUCUUUCUCUCCGCAGCCAUUGACGGCUCGAUACGCAUCUGGGACCGACGAGUGCCCAAUCCUGUCGCAAAAAUUGGCACACGCGUCGGCGUGCCGCCAUGGUGCAUGAGUGCGUGCUGGAGUCCUAGCGGGAACAUGAUCUACGCCGGGCGGAGGAAUGGAACAGUCGAGGAGUUUGACGUGCGCAAGGCAAGGAGAGGGUGGGAACCGGAGCGAACACUCAAGUUUCCGGCUGGCAGUGGCGCUGUGAGCGCCGUGAAACCCAUGAUGAACGGACGGCAUCUUGUCUGCGCAUCGCAUGAUAUUCUGCGCCUCUAUGAUCUUCGCGAACAGCCCAAGGGAUCCAAGCAUGCCGCUGUACCGUUCUUGAUUAUCCCGGGGCCUCCUCGCGCUGGCGUCAUCUCGAGCCUGUAUGUUGACCCGACGAGCAGGUUCAUGCUCAGCGCAGCGGGGACGCGCGGCUGGGAGGGAACAUGCACGGAGGCAUUGGUCGGGUAUGAAAUCAACGUACCCAAGUAG